Armigeres subalbatus is the source of this 633-nucleotide messenger RNA. RefSeq lists its product as uncharacterized. The transcript has a single exon. The record is from RefSeq and is a predicted model, not a curated record. The coding region runs from base 1 to 633 and encodes 210 amino acids. Lineage: Eukaryota; Metazoa; Arthropoda; Insecta; Diptera; Culicidae.
AUGGCACUCCGGAGAUUCUACGCUUUGGAAGCAAAACUGCAGAAAAAUCCGGAGAUAAAGAAGCAAUACGAUGAUUUCCUGGAAGAGUAUGAGCAACUUGGACAUUGUGUGGAAGUCCGUGAAAUGGAUGAUCCCGUCGGUUUGCAGAAAUGGUAUCUGCCGCACCAUGUAGUGCUAAGGCCAUCGAAGUCAACUACCAAGUGCCGCGUAGUAUUCGAUGGAUCAGCGAAGAUAGGUGGAAUGUCCUUGAAUGAUGCGAUGAUGAUCGGUCCUACAAUCCAACCCGAUUUGCUGACGAUUAUUUUGAAGUUUCGCGUAUUUCGGUACGUGUUAAGCGCUGAUAUAGCUAAAAUGUAUCGGCAAGUGCAGAAAGCAAAAUGCCACACUCCGUUACAACGCAUCUUCUACCGGAAGAACCCUAGUGAUCCACUUAGAGUGUUGGAAUUACAAACUGUGACCUACACCACAGCUUCCGCCCCAUUUCUAGCUAUUCGAGCAUUAUACCAACUAGCAAUAGAUGAGGAGGAGUCACAUCCUGGGGCGGCAAUGUUAGUGAAGAAGAUGUUCUACGUCAAUAAUGUACUAUUCGGCGGCGACGACUUGGAAGAAGUGCGAAAAUUUCAAGGAAAAUAG